AUGAUGAAAGGUUAUAUUGAAAAUAAUCAAGCAACUAAAGCAAUUCAUCUUUUUCAUAAAAUAAAGGAUCCUAAUUAUGUUAUUUUUAUUCUUCUAUUUAAUUCUUGUGCUCAAUUGGGAUCGGAUGAAGGAUUAAAUUUAACAAAAAAAGUUUCCAAAACUAUUCCGAAAUCAUUUUAUUCAAAUGUUCGUCUUUUAACUUCUAUAUUAGAUGCAUUAGUGAAAUGUAAUGAUUUAAGAUAUGCUCAAUCAUUUUUCGAUGCAUCAAUAAAGAAUGGUGUUGGAAUGUAUGCAGUUAUGAUGAAUGGAUAUAAUAAAGAAAAUAAUCCAUUAAAAACAUUGAAUUUAUUUUAUCAAAUGAAAGAUAAAAAUCAUUCAAUCAUUUAUCUUCAUGUUAUUAAAGCAUUAUCACUAAUUGGUGAUUAUAAAUUAUCUCAAUCGAUCAUUGAACAAAUUCCAAAUGAUCUUCUUAAUGAUAAUCAAAUUCAAACUGUAUUAAUUGAUAUGUGGGGUAAAAGUGGAUCUAUCGAUAAAGUAAAAGAAAUUUUCGACAAAAUAUCUCAACCAGAUCAAUAUCAAUAUGCAUCAGUCAUUAAUGCUUAUGGUUUAAAUGGAAUGGGUAUUCAAGCAAUCGACAUCUAUCGUCAAAUAUCAUUAGAUUUAAUUGAUGCAAUAACUCAUACUUGCAUUUUAAAUGCAUGUUCACAUUCUGGACUUGUUCAAGAAGCUCGUUCAAUAUUUGAAAACAUUCAAAUAAAAACAGUUUCAAUUUAUACUACAAUGAUUGAUUGUCUUAGUCGUGCAUCACUUUUUCAAGAAGCACAAAAUUUACAAGAAGAAUAUGAACGUUCUCAUCCACCAUCAUUACCUAUGUAUAUGGCAUUACUAUCAGGUGCAAGAAAUCGAAUGAAUGCUAAUUUAGCACAACAAAUUUAUGAUCGAAUGAAUAAAGUUUUUCCUCAGUCAGAUGAUUCAUUAGUCUCAGCUGCAACUCUUCUUGCAAAUGUUUAUGGAUCCAUAGGUGAUAUUGAUAAAGCAUCAGAUAUUAGAAUUCAAUUGACUAAAUCAGGUGCAAAGAAGAAAAGUGGUCUUUCAUGGACUGUUGUCGAUGGACAAGUCUAUCAAUUUCGAGCUCAUGGUGUUAAUCAUCCUCGAUCCAAAGAAAUUCAUGCUGAAGCUGAGAAAAUCUCUGCCGAACUUGUUGAACAUGGUCAUCAACAUGAUUCAAAUCGAGCAACAAAAUUAAUCGCUACUAUUCGUCAAUGUGAAAUAAUUGUUCGUGAUGCAAAUCGAAUACAUCAUUUUUAUAAAAAUGGACAGUGCUCAUGUAAUGGUUAUUUCUAA
Rotaria socialis is the source of this 1344-nucleotide messenger RNA. The record is from the annotation of a GenBank genome assembly. NCBI's taxonomy places the organism in Eukaryota, Metazoa, Rotifera, Eurotatoria, Philodinida, Philodinidae.